Pecten maximus is the source of this 1143-nucleotide messenger RNA. RefSeq lists its product as uncharacterized. Bases 1 to 1143 code for a protein of 380 amino acids. NCBI's taxonomy places the organism in Eukaryota, Metazoa, Mollusca, Bivalvia, Pectinida, Pectinidae. The record is from RefSeq and is a predicted model, not a curated record. The transcript has 2 exons.
AUGAUCGUUAUACCGGUAUUAGUCCAUGGUAAGAAAAUUAAUGCUAUAAUUGAUACUGCGUCGGAGGUUAAAUUGAUUUCCGACAAGGUUUAUCAAGGUUUACAAGACCCACCUGUAGUCAUCGAGGAAUUUACUUUGCGAGGUGCCGGUAAGGAGAUGGAGAUGAAGGGAUGCUUGUUGGACUUAGCCCGGUUAGAGCUUGAUGGCCUUAGCUUCCAAGAAAUGUAUGUUGCACCGAUUGAGGGCGAUAUGCUGAUUGGGUUGGACUUGAUGGCCAAGCAUAAGGCUUCGGUGGAUAUGAAAGAGAAUACUUUCCAUAUUCAGGACAGAACAGUGCCCUUCAAUACGAAACUGGAGGCCUCCGUUGACGCUGUCUCGGCUAUCAGGAUCAGAAUAGCUCGUCGGGUCACCGUGCCAGCGAGAUCUGUUCUUCGUUUACAGUGUGUCGCCGAGCAACCCCUUGAGGAGAAAAGCUACUCCAUACAGCCAGAGAUUAAGGCAGUGCUUGCGUGCCGUGUAUGCUUCGACGGUAACCAAGGUCCAACGAUGUCAUUUAUCAACCCGUCCGACAAAAAGGUUACCCUGUUCAGAAAUCAGCGGGUUGGUGUCGCAUAUGAAGUAGAUGAGAUUGUUCCCGAGGGGUCACCGGAAAUGGGUACCACAUUCCGUAUCCAUCAACUCUCUACAUCAGAAGCCACGGAAGUUCCAGGACAUUUACAGGACUUGUAUCGUCGGUCCUGUACAGAGCUUGAUGAGAAGCAACACGCAGAGUUAAAACAGCUCGAAUUUGAUAUCGGGAAUUUUCGAGUCAUAGAGCACGCCAUUGACACAGGCGAUGCUCGCCCAAUUAAACAGCAUUUCCGCAGAACGCCAAGCUGUUUUGUUGCGGAGGAGGAGAAGCACUUGGAGAAAAUGCUCAGAGCUGAUGUCAUUAAACCCUCAAUGUCGGAGUGGGCGUCAUCUCCAGUGUUGGUACGAAAACGUGACGGGAGUGUGAGAUGGUGCAUUGACUACAGGGCUCUCAACAAUGUUACCAAGAAGGAUGUAUUUCCUUUGCCGUUAGUGGAAGAAUGUAUUGACACUCUGUCGAGGGAACAUGUGGUUUUCAAAACUGGACGCCACAUGGGGCUACUGGCAGAUUAA